Ctenocephalides felis (cat flea) is the source of this 303-nucleotide messenger RNA. RefSeq names its product 28S ribosomal protein S31, mitochondrial-like. Gene Ontology annotation, cellular component: mitochondrial small ribosomal subunit. Gene Ontology annotation, molecular function: structural constituent of ribosome. NCBI's taxonomy places the organism in Eukaryota, Metazoa, Arthropoda, Insecta, Siphonaptera, Pulicidae. The record is from RefSeq and is a predicted model, not a curated record.
GGAAAGUUGUGGAAGUUUCCUAUCGAUAAUGAACAAGGUUUGGAGGAUGGUGUUUGUUUUACAGAGCAUGUGUUUAUGGAUAAACAUUUGGAGGGAUGGUGUCCGGAGAAAGGACCGGUUAGACAUUUUAUGGAAUUGGUUUGUGUGGGUUUGUCGAAGAAUCCUUAUUUGACGGUGCAGGAGAAGAUUAAUCACAUCGAGUGGUUUAGGGAAUACUUCAACAAUAAAAUGGAUUUGCUGAAGGAAGUUGGAGCUUUGCCAAGUAGUAGUGUGAAACAGGAGACUAUAAGAGAAUUAGAAUAG